Messenger RNA from Parastagonospora nodorum SN15, 2031 nucleotides. RefSeq lists its product as hypothetical. The record is from RefSeq and is a predicted model, not a curated record. The transcript is spliced from 3 exons. NCBI's taxonomy places the organism in Eukaryota, Fungi, Ascomycota, Dothideomycetes, Pleosporales, Phaeosphaeriaceae. The coding region runs from base 1 to 2031 and encodes 676 amino acids.
AUGGCACAAAACACUCGAUCUAAACGCAAAGGCGAUCGAAAUGAAACCCCGCCUGCCGAAGCUGCGAACCCACCCAUGAAACUCGUAAAUCCUUUGAGGAAAGAAAAUUGGCCUCGAGAGCCGAAAUCUGAUGAGGAGUUUCUGGAAUGGAUGGAAGCAACGAAAAAGAGCUUAAAGACGUGGUUGCGCGAGUCGCAAGCUUUAGCUCAGGACACUUCGACAAAGGAAUUGGUCAAAGAUUUUAACCGGGGCGUGAAGCGGGAGUGGGAACAGCACAAGGUGUAUACGGACAUACAGACUGGCGAAAUAUAUGAUGAGGAGAAACGGAAGGAGAUGGAAACGGGUAUGCAAAGUCAGAAGGAAGUCCGGGUCAAUUUGCAUGCGACGCACUAUACCUGGCGUAAGUUUGUAGAGUAUCGUAUAGCGCAGGCGGCAUGGGAAGAUUUUCUAUACUAUCAAAGUGUCUGGAAUAGAAAGAACAAAGGCAAGGGUUUCAAGCAGAAACUUGAGACUGUCGCAGAGCGCCGAGCAAUGACACACAAGGAAAAGCAGAAGAGGAAGAAUCCGAUUCGAGGGACAAAGAACGCGGACCUUGUCAAUAGGUUUGAGUUUGAUUCUUCUGGACAAUACAGUUCCGACCACUUGAAUUGGGUGCUACAACUCAUUAAGGUUUUUAAAGGCUUCCACAUGGGCUAUCGUAAAAGAAUGCCCACUGCUGUGGGGCCAGAGGAUGCCCAUCGCUACACAAUGCCCACCCGAGGCACUUCACCUUACGCUAAACGGCUGAGACAUCUUGAAGAACGUUUUCCCAGGAAGAAACGCAAGGUCAUUGACCCUAUCGAAGUGGAGGAAGACUAUCGCAGUAGGUCAGAGAGGCAGAAAGACAAUGAGCUUGGGCGGAAAGACGGGAUGACACCCAUUGAAUGGGCGAUAGAUCAAACUCGUUUUGAGGAGGAGAAAAGAACUAAAGAAGGUCGCGAAAGUGCAGACAGCGAAAGUGACUCAAGAGAAGUGGACGGGGAAUACGCAGGCAAAAAGACAGCGACCAAGUACGCCUUGGAUCGCCGCACUCUAAAGCUACGACCAAAGGAUCACCUACUGCACCACGGCAAUGCAGAAAACGAAGAUGAAGACUCAGACGUACAAAGCAUCAAGAAAGUUAGAUUGCCUCAGUACAGAAAGAAGGGCGACCCAGAAUUGACGAAGCCACACAAAAUACGCUACAAGAAGCAGACGGUUAACAAGCCAGGAAGAAUAUUCGUGUACGAUCGAAACCCUGACGGCACUGUUGUGGGCCGUGACCGCGAUGAGCAAUGGAGUGGCCAUUGGACCGAUGGAGAAGUUGAAACCGAGGAGUUUGUACUGGACGAGGCCGGAAAACGCAUACCAGAUGACCAAGACAUUGGACACAACGUCUUCCAGACCACGACGGCGACGAGCGAAAAGCCCAGAACUACUCGCCGAACCCGUCAUCAAAACGAAAACGUGGCCGGCCAGCUGUCUGGAGAUGAGGACGAGGAGCAAUUAAGAGACCCAAACUUCAAACUAUCGGGAACCGCAAAUCCUGAUCAGGUGGGGAAGCGGAUGGAUGAUGGGGAGUCUAGUGACACUAGAGGAGACGAUGAUGAGAGCGAUGAUGACGGUGACCUGUUCAAACAGUCUUACGAAGAGUGCUCAUGCCCACAUCGCAGGCGUGCGCGGCUUUUGCAUGCAAGAAUGCUAGCAGAGAUUGGCGUGUUACCCCCGUGGAAGGAGGCAAAAACACUAGACAUGAUCAAAAACGGAUCAUACGAAGAUAAGGAUAUCUUCAAAGCCUAUCAAGAGUUGAUGGAGAUGCUAGACAUAUGGACGACAAACUCCAGGAGGCCCAGGAAGUACACGCGGAGUUGCAUGAAGACUAUGGGAUUGUCCCAUCUGUCAAGGUCCAGAACGUACUGGAUCUUCUUGAGAAGAAAUAUACUCAGGACGGUAUCGAGCAAACCUAUCGGCAAUUCAUCCGGGACUUCGAGGAUCUGGCCUACAAGAAGUUGA